AUGGCAUACGGACCGCCUCCGAUGUCGCAUGGGCCCGGUGGCGCGGGCUAUCCGGGAGCGCCGCCCGGCCAAGGUAUGGGACCGGGACCGGGUCCGGGCCAGUCGCACCUCCACGGCCACGCCGGCUCGCAUGCCCACGGCCAUGGCCACGGCGGCCACGGCCACGGUCCUCCUCCGAUGGGCAUGCCUGGCCCUCAUCACGGUCACGGCGGCCGGCCGCAGUCGCCUCUGAUGGGACCCGGCGCUCCUUCGACCCCGAACCAGGGCCCUGCAGUGCUGCCUCACGCCGGACUGCACGGCGGACCCAGCCCGCACGGCCCGGGCCCGCACGACGCCAAGCGGCCGCCGGUCGAGUUCAACCAUGCCAUCAACUACGUCAACAAGAUCAAGCAGCGCUUCUCGGGUGACCCGGACACGUACAAGCAGUUCCUCGAGAUCCUGCAGACGUAUCAAAAGGAGCAGCGGCCGAUCCACGACGUCUACGCCCAGGUCACGGUGCUCUUCGACAACGCCAAGGACCUGCUCGACGAGUUCAAGCAGUUCCUUCCGGACACGAGCAACGGCGCGCAGCCGACCGCGGGCCUCUUCAACAUGCUGGGUCAGGUCACCUCCAACAUGGGCCCGGGAGGCGCUCAGCCACCCUCGGCCGUUGUCGGCGGUGCGGGACCCAUGGGUGGGCCGUCCGGGGCCAUGCGUGGCCUGCCGCAGGACAUGGCACCUUCUCACGAGGUGGGCGUGGCGCCGGGCAAGAAGGGUGCCGGGGCCGCCGCCGCUCCGUCCACUGCUGCUGCUGGUGCUGCCGGCGCCGCGGCCGGCGCUGGUGCCGGUGCUGGCGCUGGAGCUGCCGCGCAGCCUGGCAGCCGCAAGAAGCGCGCUGCUGGCGCGGCCGAGGCGGGCGGCAAGGCUGCCACGGGCAAGACCAAGAAGAGCAAGCACUCUCACAAGGCCGAGCAGCGGACGCCUCCGCUCCGCCCGGAGCCGCUGCCUGCCUCGCCCACCUAUGGCCAGCACCCGGCGCAGAUCCACCACGACGCGUACGGGCCGGAUGGUCUGGUUGUGGCCGAGGCGGCCGGGCUGGUGCCGCCGGGCACCGCGGUCAACGGCCUCGCCGUCGGGCAGACGCAAGCGCCGCUCGCCACCAUCGACGAGGUGGCCUUCUUCGAUCGCGUCAAGAAGCACAUCGACGACCGCGCCACCUACCUCGAGUUCCUCAAGCUGCUCAACCUGUACUCGCAGGACAUCAUCGACGUCCGUACGCUGGUCGAGCGCGCCGGCCUCUUCAUCGGCGGCCACCGCGAGCUGUACGCCACCUUCAAGGGCCUGUGCGGCUACGACAUGGGCAAGCACGGCUGGCUCGACGGCGAGGACCCUAUUGUCGAAAACGUGCCCGCCUCGCUGCGGGAGCGCGUCGACCUCAGCACGUGCAAGGUGUAUGGCGUGUCGUACCGCAAGCUGCCCAAGUCCGAGGUCAACCUGGCCUGCUCCGGCCGCGAUCCCAUGUGCUGGGAGGUGCUCAACGACGUGUGGGUCAGCCACCCGACGUGGGCGUCGGAGGGCGAGUCGUUCAACCCGCACAAGAAGAACCCCUACGAAGACGCCCUCUACCGCUCCGAAGAGGAGCGCCACGAGUACGACUACCACAUCGAGGCCAACCUGCGCACGAUUGCGCUGCUCGAGCCGAUCGCCGCGCGCAUCUCGACGAUGGACAACGACGAGCGCGCCUCGUUCCGCCUCAAGCCGGGCCUCGGCGGUCAGAGCAAGAGCAUCUACCAGCGCGUCAUCAAAAAGGUCUACGGCCGCGAGCAGGGCCUCGAGAUCAUCAACGCGCUCCACGACAACCCGUGCGUCUCGGUGCCCAUCGUCCUCCACCGGCUCAAGCAAAAGGACGAGGAGUGGAAGCGGGCGCAGCGCGAGUGGAACAAGGUGUGGCGCGAGGUCGACGCGAGGAACUUCUACAAGAGCCUCGACCACCAGGCGGUCAACUUCAAGGCGGCCGACAAGAAGGCGAUCACCGCCAAGGCUUUCGUUGCCGAGAUCGAGGCGCGCAAGAUUCAGCAGCAGCAGCGCCGCCUCGCCAUGGAUCCGGAGCUGCCGCGCCCGCGACCUCGCCACCAGCUCGUCUACGUCCUCGACGACCUCCACGUGCUCAGCGACGUGCUCAAGCUCGCCUUCAGCUUCCUCGACCGCGCCACGGGCAGCUACAGCGCCACCGAUCGCGAGCGGAUCGAGACGUUCCUGCGGUCGUUCGUGCCCAAGCUGCUCGAGCUCGAGUCGACCGAGUUCGAGGACAUGCUCAACGGCGAUGUCGAGGACGACGACGACGACGACGACGACGCCGACGACGACAGCCGCAGCGAGGGAACGGCGCCCGACGACGAAGCAGACGGCUCGUCAUCGACCGCCAGCGCCAACGGCCGCAAGGGCAAGAAGCAGCAGGCCGACCUCCGGCGCAAGAUCCUCAAGAACCAGGCCGAGACGUCGAAGCAGAACGGCGAUGCCGGUACCGCCGUCGACGACCCGGGCGAUGCGGCCGUAUCCGCUGGAAACACGUCGAGCUCGGCCAUCCUCGCCGACGUCGACUCGGCCGCCGAGGCGCUGGCCAACCAGUCGUCCAACGCCGUCACCGCUGCCGCCUCGACCGACAUCGAGAUGGCCGAGGCGCCGUCUCCCGCGGCCCCUGCCGGAGCGGCUGCCGUCGACGAGCCCGAGGCGGUCAGGCCCGGCGAGUCCGGCGAGACCGCCACUUCGGCCGCCGCCAAUGACGAGGCGGCCGCCACUGCCAUGGACGAGGACAAAGCCGGCGCCGAUGCGUCGGCCGCUGAGGCUGCUAAGGAUGGCCCCGCCACGUGGAUCAACACCGACCUCAACAACAGCUUCGACUCGCGCAAGGGGCAGUCGAGCUCGCUCGGCCAGGGCGCCGACAUCGAGAACCGCCACCGCGGCACCAAGCAGGUCCACUUCUUCUGCAACACCACCUACUUUGUCUUUGUCCGCCUGCUGCAGCUCCUCUACUCGCGGCUGUACAAGAUGAAGGCGCUUGGAGCAGAGAUGGCCGCCAAGGAGCCCGUGCGCCACAAGAUCAACCCCAUCGCCGUCGAGCUCGGCCUGCAAGACGGUGCCAGCGGGCCUGCCGCCGUCGUCGGCGCCACAGCCAACGCCUCGAGCCUGGGCCCCGUCGCCCCGACCAACGAGGAGGCCGGCCUGACGCUGCAUCCGUCGCGCUACUACGACACGCUGCUCGACAUGUGCGAGAAGCUGUUUGACGGCGACAUUGACCAGGCCACGUUUGAGGAGAGCGCGCGCUACAUGUACGGCAUCGAUGCGUACGUGGUCUUCACGCUGGACAAGGCGAUUGGCGCUUUGGUCAAGACGGUCCAGGCGCUGACGACAGACGCCAAGUGCCAGGAGCUGCAGGGCAUCCUGGAUCGUGACCGCGCCGACAACAAGCGCGGUGUCGUCGACGGAUAUCGCCACCAGAUUGCCAACCGCAUGGCCGCCGAGGCCGCAAUCGGCAAGGACGAGAACCUGUUCCGCAUCGAGUGGGUGCCGGCCAGCAGCACGCUGCUCGUCCAGAUGCUGUCGCGCGACGACGUCACCCUCGACGAUGCGCAGGACGCCGAGCACCGCUGGCUGCAGUACAUUUCAAGCUUCAGCCUGUGGACGCCGACCGAGGGCCUGCCCGUCGAGGCGCAGGCUCCCUUCCUGAAGAGGACCUGCCCCGCCAAUGCCACGCUCGAGAACGAUGCGGCCGGGACGCGGUAUAUCACGAGGAGCGGCCUGGAGAUCCGGGUGUGCAUCCGGACGUACAAGCUCUUCUUUGUGCACGACAGCGAGGACACGUUUGUGCGACUCCGGCCCGAGUCGGAGGUCGACGAGAUUGACGGCAAGGCCGGGGAGGUCAAGACGAAGCGGGUGCGGCGAUUCUCGAGGUGGCUCGAGAGGAGGCGCAAGGCCAUCGACGACCCGGCUUCGCUCGACGCCGAGGAAGAGGAAGCUGCGGCAAAUGAGGCUGCAGCCGCCGCCGCUGCGGCUGCCGCUGCCACGGAUGCGCCCGAGCCCAUGCGGACCGACGAGGCCGGUCCCGCCGUUGGUGCCGCGGCCGCAGCCGAAAUUGCAACUUCGUCGGACGAUGCCAAGGUUGCUCCGGCAGACGAGGCUAGCAAGCCUUCUGGCCAGGCGAGCACCGAUACCGCCCCCGCCGCUGCAGCCAAGGGAGAAGAAGGCGAGAAGCCGACCGACGCCGAGGCUGCAGGCGGUGCGCCUCCCAAGGAUGAGGCGGUGAAGCCGAGCGGUGAGGUCGAGGCCGCUGGAGCUAAAGACGAAGGCGGUGCCCGGAGCGCGGCCACUGCUGCCGACGAGGCUGAAGCGGGAGCGGAGGCUGGCGCGGCGCCAUCGACGGAUGCAGCGCCGCCGCCGGCGUCGUCUUCGACGGCCGACGAGGCCAAGUGA
Molecule: messenger RNA, 4449 nt
Organism: Pseudozyma flocculosa PF-1
Lineage: Eukaryota; Fungi; Basidiomycota; Ustilaginomycetes; Ustilaginales; Ustilaginaceae
Exons: 3
Coding region: 1-4449 (1482 amino acids)
Biological process (GO): negative regulation of transcription by RNA polymerase II
Cellular component (GO): Sin3-type complex; chromatin
Molecular function (GO): transcription corepressor activity
Source: RefSeq, a predicted model, not a curated record